AUGUAAUAAGGAUAUAUCAAUGCAGAGAUGAGUGAUUUCAUAAUUUAACAUUCAACUUUCAUUAAUAUUUAACCAAAUUUUGAUUUAGAAAAGCUAUAAUUUAUUUCUGUAAUAUCGAAAAUGAUUAAUUAAGGGAUAUUUUGGACCAUUCAAAAUUAAUUAAAUUGUAGAAGUUCCAUUAUGGGUAGCAAUUGAAUUAAAGAAAAAGAAUAAAUGUAGAGUAAUACCUCCUGAAUGGUUAAGUAUUGAAAAAUUGUAAUAAAAACUUGAUGAAGAAACUAUUAAUGAAUUAGAAUUAGCAAAAAUGGAAUAAUAUUAUUUUGAAAUUUCAUCAAUUUUAUUCUCUUAUUGUAGAGAUGAUAUUAAAGAUGAUGAUAAAAUUAAAUUAUUAUUGGAAGAUAUUAAAACAAGAAGAGAAAGUAAAAUAUAAAAAAAAAUAGAGGAAUUUAUUUUAAGAGGAUCUGAUGCUCUAAAAAUUAAUAAUUUAAAUCAACAUGAAAGAAAUAAAAUUUACUCUAAUUUUUAUGGAGAUUUAAAAAAAUUAAGGUAAUUAAAAUUACUAUCAGAGAGUUGA
Molecule: messenger RNA, 574 nt
Organism: Paramecium primaurelia
Lineage: Eukaryota; Ciliophora; Oligohymenophorea; Peniculida; Parameciidae
Source: the annotation of a GenBank genome assembly